CCAACAUGAAACUCGGCGCGAUUGACGUCACCGAGCCAUCUUUGUCCACCUAAUCCAGGCGGCUGUUUAUUACACCGUCAUUACCGCACGGACCCUGACAGCGCCAGGCACUGGUAAUAGCCUGCAGGUGCCGCACAUCGCCGUUUAGAAAUAGAACGAGAAGACGAGAAGUGGAGCGUUUUUUUUAAAAAAUUAUUAUUAUUAUUUUUACGUUGUGGUAGCGAAUAAGUGAGGAGGAGACGCGUCUCAGCGAGCAGGUACGAGCCAGUGUUCCCACUCCAGGAGCUAUAUAGGCAGGGACACGCCACAAGAACCAAAAGCGAAGGCUGCCAGAGGGGAGAGAAGAGAGGCACAUCCACAUCCAUCCGCCAGCCACUGAACGCGCCUCACACGCUCCCAGCCGCGGAUUUCAGCACAGCCGCCCAGCCAACACAACCAGGAAACAUGUCUGCCCCAGCCGCUGGAGCCCCUGCAGAUGGAGCGACUCAGCCUCCCAACCUCACCAGCAACCGCCGUCUGCAGCAGACGCAGGCGCAGGUGGACGAGGUGGUGGAUAUCAUGCGUGUAAAUGUGGAUAAGGUUCUGGAGCGUGAUCAGAAGCUGUCAGAACUGGACGACAGGGCUGACGCCCUGCAGGCUGGAGCCUCUCAGUUCGAGACCAGCGCUGCAAAACUGAAGAAUAAAUACUGGUGGAAGAAUGCCAAGAUGAUGAUUAUCCUGGGUGUGAUAUGCGUGAUUGUCCUCAUCGUCAUUAUUGUGUACUUCAGCACCUAAGAAGAGUCGCUCCUACCCCAGUCUGAUCGCAACUUCCUUGCUACAGAAAAGAAAAAACAAACAAACCCUCAAAUUGAUUCCAAAAUUAACCAUGAGAAAAAAAUAGUUUAUUAUAUCUGUCUUACCCCUGGUUAGCCUCGAUAUAACACCCACUAAACCCCUUUUCAGGGCCCCAUGGCUCCCCCACUUCCACCACCUCGCCUCUGGACCCCCCUGUCAAUAUUUGUCCUGUGAGUGUGUGGCCCCCCUCGUCCCCCCACCGUCUCCUUUCUGGGUCCUCUUGGCUUUUCUAACUUGCCAUACUGAGAACCAAAACACUUGUGACGAUGCAACAACAGAAAAGGAAACAACGAUUUGGCGAUUUAAUUGUUACAUAACUGAUAUAUAUAUAUAUAGUUCUUUGUAGAGUUUUAUUCUGAUAUAUACUGUUUUGUAGGUGUGUGUGCGUGUGCGUGUGUGUGCAUUUUGUAUUUUUUAAGUUUUUGUAUUAAUUUUACGUAUGCUUCAGCGUUAAAUACUGCCUAUUAAUCAAAGUGUGUAUCUUUGCAUGUUAUCAUCAUCCGUCCGUCCCCCUCCUCUUCCUCCUGCUGACUCUCUCUUUUUUGGUGUAUCUCUGCACAGUGGAGUCCGUCUCCAUUCAACUACUUCUCUCGAGUCCAUCUGUGUCGCUCGUGUCCGCCAAGACGAUCCCAAAAUGAGCCCGAAAGAGACCGAAAAACUUCAGUCGUUGAGUUGCAGGAAUCUGAGCUCAAACUGCCCUUGAAAAUUACUCUCACGUCAGCUCCGGAUUUCUAGAACUCGAUGCCGUGAAGUUUGAGACUCUUUGCUCGGUUUUAUUCUGAGAGAAUUCAUGCUCACUGAUCUUGAUCAAAACACACAAAACAAUGCAUGAAUUGUCAAACUAAUCCCCUGGUCCUCUCCAUCUGAGUGUCAUUCCUCUUCCUUCAUCUCACCUCCCAACCCCCCCGUCAACACCUUCCAUCUGUGACCUCCGUCUCUCAGCAUGCUCGAUCACCUCGACUUUCUUCUUCUGAUGAUUUCUUCGAAACUGCCAUAGUCGGACCAAUGUCUGUAGAUGUUUAUUUUUCUUUUUUUAUUUCAAUAUUACGUAGUGUCUUAUUUCGAAAACAUUCCUUCAUUGCAGUCUAGUGCAAAUGGUCUUACCGUAGCACAUGUAAGUGUAAGUAUCUUUAAAAAUAAUAAUACUACAACAACACACGCGAUGAAACUUGUGUCGAAAAUCGUCGGUCAUACAAACCAUAGGAGAAAAAAAAAAUAGUUCUAGCUAAUAGCUGUAAGGGUAAGAUUUGGAUGGACAGGAUUAGACCGUCAAUCUGUCCAGAAGAUUUUCUUUUAUAUAUACAAAAAACUAUGUUAUCCUGACAUUACACUUACACUAUACUAUGGAGAUGUCAUUAAUGUCAAACUGUGGACACGGGCUUACAAAAAAGAUUUCUAAUUCCAGGCGAUGAGAUAGGGCCGAUGCAAAACAAUUGACGAGUUCACACUGAAAAGCCUUAGUCUUCAGUCACUGUCGAAGAUCUGCAGUCAAACGCAUCCUCGCGCUGUAAACAUUUAGCGUCGAGGGAGCGGCUGACUGCCAAGAAAAUAAAAAAAAAAAAGAGAGAAAUCUGUUUAAAAUGCACAAACAAACCUUGUUUUUGAUGGCGCUGUCUGGCUGGUCAGUAGCCUGGCCCGAAGGAGAUCCUCGUGCAGCAAAACCUCUCCUCAUGAAGAGCACAUUUAAGAGACAACAAAAACUAAAAAGCCUUAUUUUGCAAAAUCCAGGACCAGAGACGACGAGGCUAAAUGAAAUGAAGACGAAAAAAAACAAAAAAAAAACAGAGAAGUCAAAUUCACAGUUGAGUUUUUAGUUCAGGGGGAAGGCUCGGAGAUACACAGUCAGAAGGUUUAGCGACGAGAGACGCCAGAAGCAAUUAUUCUAAAAAAAAUAAUAAAAAGACCGGAAGCAGAGUGUUUUGCUCGCGCAGUGGUUCUGUCUCUUAGUGUUUCUCCCUAAUAGUUAAGGCCUUUUUUUUUCUUUUUUAAGAAUAAUAGAUUAUAUUUUUUAUUAUAGUAUAUUUUUGUGUGAAACAGACAGGUGAAGAGGAAGUGUGCAAUCAGUGCUGUUUGCCGCCGACAGUCGGCGAAAAGCUCCUCUUUACCUCCGUCUGGUGUGUUUUUUGUAAUUCAGCUCCGUGCGUUAUACACUGCCAAGCAUCAAGGGAGAGGCUUCUAUUGUUCUUUCUUUCAUUGGUGCCCUCGCUGGUUCGGUCUUAAAAAACUGUUCCUUUUACCUUUGUUUUUUUCGGUGCGUGCUAAAACUUUUUUGGCUACUUCGGCGAGCAGGGGGCAAAUGUGAUGCACUUGUUUUCUAACACCCUGUCAGACUGAGGCCUUGCACACGCGAGAUGACGUGAGACGACGUAAACUCCGAAAUUCCCUUCAAAAACUGCCGACGGCGUCUUUUGGAGGGGGGAGUUUUAUCUCCAACUUAACUCGCGGUCGUGGUAAAUCGAAGCUCUGAAAUCAGGCAGUUGAACAUUUUCAAGGUUUAACAGGUCGCAGCUCGGCUCGCGCUGCCAACUAAUGCUGUAAUUAACAAUCCUGAAGUGUGUAAAAUUGAGUCAUCGGGAAAAAAAACCUGUGCGUCCAGACGAGUGUGCAAAGCCUUAGCAGCCUUGUCUCUUUUCAACAACUUUUUAACUUUCCCACCAGCUGAGAAGACCAACCUGCCCCCCCUUUCGCUCAACUCACUGAUUCUGAAUCCUACCGUGUGCAUGUGUGUGAGUGUGUGUGUGCAGUGUGUGUGUGUGUGAGAGUGUUAGAAUAGCUCUGUCUUGGGAAUAUCCCCAGUUUAUCCCGACAGAUUAGGCCGCUUAAAUCUCAGAGUGAGGGCACGUCGUUUCCUUGAACCACUGAAGUACACAAGCGAGCGAGGCUGCAGAUCUGUCGGCUGAGUUCUACUUAGGAAAAAAGGAGCCCGACCUUAGCGAGAACCUCGGCUCCGUUCCCCUUACAGGUGUCCCCCCCCCCUCCAAAACAGAGCAAAAGUAAACUGCAGAAGACUACCAAAGACCAGAUUUUUUUCCAUGCUUAUGCUGCCAAUUGCCAUCAAAAACAAGUGGAGAGGAAAAAAAAAAAACAGGUUGUCCAAACGAAUCCGGGUCUGUUUAACUGAAUUACCCUCUAUUGAUCCACCAGUACCGGACCUUUUGGGGUUUUUUUUGUUGUUGGUUUUUUUUAAAGUGUCAGUUUGGCUUGUGAGUGUGCCAUUCUAACAUAUGCAAAAAAAUAAUUAAAAAACCAAAACAUAAAAAAGGACCGCAUGCUUCAAAUCUCAAAUACAGACUGCCCCCUCCCCCCUCGCCCUCGCCCAGGUCUGAAGAGCUUCUCUAAAAUCAGUAACAAGUUUUUUUAGACACACGAUCCUGUAACUGAUAAUAGCACAACUCUUCUUUUUUUUUUUGUUUCUUUCUCGUGUCUCCAUUAGUGCUGCCAAGUUUUGAAAAAUGAAAUAAGUCAUAAAAUAGCUGUUAGACAUAAACCGAGAAAAAAAGUUAUAUAUAUUAAAAAAAAAAAAAAAAAAAAAUCUGCAUUGUUUGGUGUUGUAAUAUGGGGGUGUUUUGGGGAGUAGGGGGUCCUAUAUCCUCAGGUUUAAGGUAUUAGCAAUUUACCAAAAUAUAUAUAUCUAUAUGAGGACAAAAAAAACUAUAUUAUAAAACUGUAAAAUUGGGUUUUUGGCAAUAGGACAAAAAAAACAAAAACACGAUAGGGUUCCAAAUGUUGUUCCUUAUUCUCAGCCAUCCUCUGCAGGAGUUUAACCACACAGUGGACCGUAACACUACUGAUUGGGGUAGGACUUCUGUGUUAUCCAUGGGAAAAAAAAAAAUUAAAAAAUACAAAAAAAAAAAAUAAUCCAGCUGUCGUGAGUGCUCAACCAAUCUGAACACAAAAGGUGAAACUGACGCGAGUGAUCUCUCUUUUACUUUCCUGGUUGCUUUACUGUCUGUGUGAAAAAGAAAGUGCGCGUACGUUUUUAACACCGUGGCACUUUUUUCUCUGUCGUGGGUUUUUCGUUCAUUUUUAAUUUUAUUUUUUUCCUCCCAGCGGGAUGGGAAACAUGACUCAGCGGGGGAAUAUUGUCUUAAUGUGUCAACCUUGAGAACUGUUCAGCGAUCUCAACUUAACGCUGCGUUCAGGGGUCAUUUGGGAGGGUCGGACACGGCCAAUGCGGUGUCUAAAAGCCCACCCCUUCCUUCCAGAUUUGAAGGAUAACUCGUGAACUUGUGAUUCAAACUUGGAAGGAAACAAAAAGAGAAGAUCCGAUUCUUCAUCAGAGUGUGAAAUAUGUACAGAGCGAGGAGCUGUCACCCCCCCAGAUGGCUUGAAUGCAGCGAUAGGAGGGAACCUGAGUCUCUGAAUGUUCAGUGGAUGGCUAUGAACAUACAAUAUUCUGCUUCUUAUAUGUCAACAUGUUUUUAUUUUUUUUAACCAAAUGUGGUGGGGUUUUUUUUUCUUCUUUUGCAUCGAUUUUAGUAACUCCAGAUGUCACUGAAAUUGUUUGUGUGCAAGCACUGAUGGGUAAAAGGUAAAAGAAAAUGAGGGGGGAAGAAAAAAAGAAAAUGAAAGUAUUUUUACCUUCAAAUCGUCCAGAAUGCUUAGAAUGAUUCUACAGUUUACAUCAGAUUGCCGUUUCUAUCUUACGAGAUAUAUUUUUUGUUUCAAAUCUGUUUUAUUUUUGAGGAAAAGAUUUUGAUUUCUCUUCGGGAUUGUGUUUUUUUUUUCUUUUUUCUCUGGGAUGAAGGCCAAUAUCGCCCCGGGUCGUCCGGCCUUACUGGAGGGACAGGACUGGAGGAUCACGGGCGAUGUGCUCGGUUUUAAUUUAACCUUUUAUUUAUUUAUUUUUUUUCCUUUUCCUUCUGCUUUUUAUUUAUUGAUAGAUUUAUUGUGCUGUCAUUUGGUAUGGGAUUAGAAAAAACUAAGCAAAAGUUGACUCAACGUGAAAAGGAGAGGAGACUGAAUGAAAAACUAAAAAGUACAUAAAAUAAUUGUAGUGUAAAUCUAUCAAUGUCUUAUUAUAUUGAUGAACAUCAUGAAAUAUAUGUAUAUUGGAAAAAACAGUACCUAUGACAACUUGUACUUUUGUGUGUGCUUCAUGUGCUUUGUGGGUGUGCAACAAUGGGCAGAUGCAAUUUUGACUGCAAUUCUGGGACCUUAUCUGACCUGUAUGAAUAAGCAUAAAUUUAUUAUCAAUACUGAAA
Acanthopagrus latus (yellowfin seabream) is the source of this 6038-nucleotide messenger RNA. It is a transcript of the gene vamp2, whose product is annotated as vesicle-associated membrane protein 2. Gene Ontology annotation, cellular component: plasma membrane; SNARE complex. Gene Ontology annotation, molecular function: SNAP receptor activity; syntaxin-1 binding. NCBI's taxonomy places the organism in Eukaryota, Metazoa, Chordata, Actinopteri, Spariformes, Sparidae. Bases 445 to 774 code for a protein of 109 amino acids. The record is from RefSeq and is a predicted model, not a curated record. Gene Ontology annotation, biological process: SNARE complex assembly; vesicle-mediated transport; vesicle fusion. The transcript has 5 exons.